This is a messenger RNA of Caenorhabditis auriculariae, 4778 nucleotides long. The record is from the annotation of a GenBank genome assembly. NCBI's taxonomy places the organism in Eukaryota, Metazoa, Nematoda, Chromadorea, Rhabditida, Rhabditidae.
AUGAUCAUUUUUCUCAUAUUUUCGGUUGUUAUCUUGCUGCUCUUCCACAAUUUCUACUGGAAAAGAAGAAAUUUACCUUCAGGUUUGUUUUUUUCACCAAAAAAAUCUCGAUUAAAUAUCUUCAAGGACCGAUUCCCCUUCCAUUGGUGGGAAAUCUUCACACAAUUUCGAGAUAUGAACCGGGAUAUGAAGCUUUUGACAUGUGGAGGAAGAAAUAUGGGCCCGUUUAUACUUUUUGGAUGGGUUGGGAUUUUUUAAUGAUAAUUUUUCAAUUGUUUCUGAAGGAUCCGUGCCUUUUGUCAUGAUUUGCGAGUACGAGAAGCUCAAAGAAACUUUCAUCAAAGAUGGGGAUACCUACAGCGGCAAGUUCAACUUGGAAGAAGUCACGAAGGUUUAUCGAGGUUUGCAAAAAAUAUUGAAACUAAAGUUGGUAAACAGAUUCUAUACCUUCUAAAUACUCAGCGUGGAUAUUUAAACAAAAAUCAUCUGAAAAGGUUCAAAACCCUUUUGAAAUACCUUUCUGUCAUGCCAGGUGGUCAAUUUGGGAUCAUCGACGCGGACGGCGACCGCUGGAAGGAGCACCGGAAGUUUGUGAUCCAUCAGUUGCGGAACUUCGGCGUCGGCAAGGAUCUGAUGCAGGACAAGAUUCUACUUGAAGUUGAAGCCGUCACAAAAAUCCUCACGGCUUCUGAUGGAGCUGAAGUAGAAAUUCAGGUACAUGUAGAUCUUUAAAGGGUCAAAUUGGAGGCAACUUUUUUUCCAGGAAGUCUGGGACGAGGCCGUUGGAAACGUGAUCAAUCAGUUCUUAUUUGGCUAUCGAUUCGAUGAGUCGAACAUAAAUGAAUUCCGAGAGCUUAAAAGUCUUCUAUCUUCUCAAUUGCGCGAUUUUUCUUCGCCUCUCGCGUUUUUCAUCAUGUCAUAUUCCUGGACCAAGCACUUUCCAGUGGGAAAGGUGUUGUGGGAAAAGUAAACUCUGGCUUUUUUUUUCUUUUUCAUUCAUAGAAUCUUUGAGGAUGCGAUUUUAUCGCGAUGCGUUUUUCACUUUUUUCAAGAGGCAAAUUGAAGAGCAUCGCAAAGAAAUAGACUUUGAUUUGGAGGAAAGUCGGGACUAUGUUGAGGCUUACUUGAAAGAGCAAAGGAAACGCGAACAGAGCGGCGACUUUGAAAGCUUUUGGUGAAUAAAUGAUGUCGUAAAUUAAUUAAUAACUUCAAUUUCACAGUGACAAUCAAUUAGUGAACGUUUGCGUGGACCUUUGGUUCGCCGGGAUGGAAACAACUGCGAAUACGCUUACGUGGGCCAUUUCCUACCUUUUGAAUAAUCCAGGAGUUCAGGUUUUUUUUUUUUCAAAAGCUCUCAAUCAAAAUAAGCUAUUAGGAAAAACUCCACGAGGAGCUAGAUCGAGAAAUUGGCUUCGAACGGGAUAUUCUGACUUGCGACAAAAGCAAACUCGUCUAUCACAAUGCUUUCAUUAAUGUAAUCUGAUCUAAAUCUUCUUUUAUAACUUUUUUCAGGAAACUCAACGACUUGCCAACCUUCUGCCUUUGAAUAUAUUCCACGUUCUGAACAAACCAGUUGAAAUGAAUGGGUUCAAUUUACCAAUCGGAACUGGAGUCUGUGCGCAAGUCAGCAGUGUUCUUUAUGAUGAAAAUGUGAGCGAAUUUUCCAGAAUAAUCGUGAAAAAUUAUUAAGGUUUUUCCCGAACCAUAUAAAUUCGAUCCCAUGAGAUUAAUCGAUGAAAAUGGAGCCUUAAAAAAAGUUUAAUUUUCUUACUUCAAGAAAUCAAAAAUAAUUCUCAGGUUGAUGAGCUUGUUCCGUUUUCUGUUGGAAAACGCCAAUGUUUGGGCAAAGGUUUGGCGAAAACGGAGCUCUUCCUUUUUUCAGCCAAUCUUUUCAAUAGAUUCAAGGUAUAAAGGAGGUUGAAGGUUGUUUCUAAGAACAAAAAAAAACAGGUAACUGCUGGAGAAAAAGGCAAUCCUUCACUUCAAAAACGGUUCGGCGUCGCCAUGCAGCCUCCAUUUUACACUUGUCGAUUUGAAAGACGAUAUUAAUACAGAAACUAAUGAAUAAAGUGAAAAUAUUUUUAUUGGAAAAUUUUUAUUCAGCCGCCGCGCAAUUUUUCACAUAAAACGAAAAAUCUUAUGAUUUUUUUUGUGUUUUCUAUGAUUCGCUCGUUUUCUUUUUGCCACAGGCUUGUUCGAAUAUACCGAAAAAGUAAUUAGCAGUUAUCCAUAUUCCCAAGUUUUCUCCUUGGCACCUCUUCAACGCCUCGUCAAACCGCGCCGCGGCAAAAUUCGCACAUUUUUGGCGAGAAACUGUGCCGUUGGGCUAAAUGAACAUGGUCCCGCCCAAUAGUUUGACACAAUAGUCAUUCUUUCCGUCUUCAGACCUCAGAGUAGGUUGUUUCAUUUAUCUGCUCCUUGUUGCGGUUUAUUGUACUUUUACAUGUUGGUUGCUGUAUUAUUACAGCGUUUCCCUCAUUCCUGGUUAUAAUUUCUAGAAUCGGACUUCGAAAUACAAAAUUUUCAAGUUUCAAUAAUGAAAAUCGGAGCAGUUUUGAUAGUAUGCGCCUUUAAAAACUGGAUUGAUUUCUCUUUCGCUUCGAGACCCUCCAUGUGAGCGCGCUCUCACCGCGUUUGAAUUUUCUUCGUUUCAUUUUCAUUUUUCUUUUUUUGUUCGUUUCAAUUGGGUUUUUAUUCAGAUAUGUCGUCUCGUGGACGAGUUUACAUUGGACGAUUGUCCUCCCGCGCUUCUGAACGCGACAUCGAGCAUUUUUUCCGUGGAUACGGCCGAAUCCGCGACAUCGUUUUGAAAAACGGCUUUGGAUUCAUUGUGAGUUUUCUUUUUUUCUGAAAUUUAUAGUUCAUCUGCAACUGUUCUUUGUGUUCUGUUUAAGCGUAAUUUAUAAGAAGUUCAAGAAUUUCGAAUGACGAAAAUAAAGUAAGAUAGUUUUUGCAAUGCUGUGUCAAACGCCCAAUAACAUUUUAGAAUUAAAUUGAGUUCAUUUUUAACCUUCAACUCCUCCUAAAGUGUUCAAAUUCUUGUUUUUCAGGAGUUCAGUGACGAUCGCGAUGCGGACGACGCCGUGUACGAUUUGAAUGGCAAAGAACUCGCCGGCGAACGCGUCGUUCUUGAAUUUUCGCGUCGUGGACCUCGAAAUAGCUCUUAUGGCUCAGAUUCUCGCGGUGGUGACCGAUUCGGUCGUACAAAGUGAGAAAAUAUUCAGUUUUCGUUCGUAAUUCUUUGAAUUACAGUCGAUAUGGCCCGCCGAUGCAAACACGUUACCGAAUGUUGGUGGAAAACUUGUCAUCUCGCGUUUCCUGGCAGGUUUGUAGAUUUUCUUUCUCCUCUCCACUGUUCAGGUCUCUACCGAGAAUACCACGACAAAUUGGGAACAUAACGAUAAAAAUGGAGUUUUUCGCAAAUUUUUCGAAUCCAAUUGAGAAAGUCCCGUUUAAAAACCAGUUGAUUCUCAGCAGCGUUCGCUGAUGACGUGAGUGCCCGACCACGGUGUUGAGUGACGUGUGUUCGGGCGGUGAUGAGGUCUCGCAACGCUUCCCUAUCACGUGUAUACCUUUUACUGUAUAUUCCGAUUCUUUUGAAUCCACCUGCCUUUCUGUGGUCAAAUCUAGGGAGUUUGCAACAUUUUCGAGCUUCCAAAUUUUAUUUCGAAGCUUAUUUGAAUAUUGCAAUAAGGUUUGGGUAAAUUUUCUUUAAAUUGAGUUUCAAUUAGAUUAUUCGAUUUUGAUAAUCGCACUGGCCCUGAAAGGCUCCAAUUAGCUCUAUUAAACUUUGAGAUCGUACGAAAAAGCUUCCAACUUUAUAAAUUUUUGCGUUUAAGCUUCAAACCCCUGCAUUGCCACGAAAAAUUUCCUGAUUCUUUCGCUAAUUUACCGAUUUUUUUAGGAUUUGAAAGACAUUAUCCGUCGUCUUGGAUGCGAAGUCACCUACGCCGACGCCCAUAAAGCUCAGCGCAAUGAAGCGUGAGUUUUUUUGAAAUUUCGAAAAAGUCUUAUCAAAGUAUUUUCAGUUUGGUGUGUUUCGCAACGCGCAGCGACCUGGAACGUUGCAUGGACAAACUCCAAGGCGAAGAGUACCACGGUCGCAAAAUCAAGUUGAUCGACGACUCUGAAAGCGGUCGCGACAGUCGCAGCAGAAGCCGUUCCAGAAGCCGCAGCCGCUCGCGCAGGUUUUUUUCCCCGAGAAGUAUCAUCGAAUAAUGUGAUUUUAUUUCAGUCGCUCCCGUUCUCGCUCGCGUUCCCGCUCUCGCAGCAAGUCCCGAUCGCGUUCUCGCAGUCGCUCUCCACGUUCGCGAUCCCGUUCACGUUCGCCGGCCGCCAAGAGUGACGCCAAGAAGGAAGAUUCGCGAAAGAGCCGUUCGAGGUCCCGCAGUCGCUCGCGAAGUGCGUCGCGGUCGCGCUCUCCAUCGCCUGCUGAGAAUAAUAACGACAAGUUCGUGUUUUUUUUAAUCUAAUUAAAUUGAUUGGAAGGAUUUUUUCAUGUUAGAAAGUUUUCUUUCAGUUUUCUUAUAUUUUUUGAGUUUCUACUGCAUAAUUUACAUGAACACUAGAUUUUCACUUAGGAUCUAUAAAAUAAAGAUAUUAUAUUCAGGUCCAUAAGAUUUAUAUUAAUUUUUUGUUUUUAAAAAAGAUUAGUUACUAUCUUUGGCAAGUAAAAACAUGAAACAUUUGUCGAAAUUCAUUUUUAAAUAUUCAAUUUCAGAGGCUCGCCCAGAGAUGAGCAAAUGUCCCGCAGCCCGUCGCCCAACCGCGAUGAUUGA